Molecule: messenger RNA, 3186 nt
Organism: Closterium sp. Naga37s-1
Lineage: Eukaryota; Viridiplantae; Streptophyta; Zygnematophyceae; Desmidiales; Closteriaceae
Source: the annotation of a GenBank genome assembly
AUGCCUGCUUCGUCUCCUCUUCCUGUGCUCGCUUCCCCCGUGCCUGCUUCCCCCGUGCCUGCUUCCCCCGUGCCUGCUCCGUCUGCUACAUCUCGUCUCACAGCAUCCCUCUUCACUGCUCCUGCUGCCCCUGCAUCCCCUGCAGCACCAUCAGCACCACCGCCACAACAACCCUCUCUCUCCCCACCUCUGCCCUGCUCCUCCCCACAACACCACCACCAUUCCAACCCCACUCUCCGCCUCUUUCCUUCCCUCUCUCUCCCCUCCGUUCCCCCCUCCAACCCCCUCUUCUCCCAGCGAUCGACAGCACCUUCCCUCCCCACCCUCACCCCCACCUCCCCUCCCUUUCCGCUGCUCACCAUAUUUUCCCCCUCCUCUCCCCCUUCUCUCCCCACCUCCCCCUCUUCUCUCCCCGCCUCUCCCCCUUCUCUCCUCACUUCCUCUUUUCCCCUCCUCACCUCCCCGCAUUCUCUCCCCACCUCUGCCCCUUCUCUCCCCACCUCUGCCCCUUCUCUCCCCACCUCUGCCCCUUCUCUCCCCACCUCUGCCCCUUCUCUCCCCACCUCUGCCCCUUCUCUCCCAACCUCUGCCCCUUCUCUCCCCACCUCUGCCCCUUCUCUCCCCACCUCUGCCCCUUCUCUCCCCACCUCUGCCCCUUCUCUCCCCACCUCUGCCCCUUCUCUCCCCACCUCUGCCCCUUCUCUCCCCACCUCUGCCCCUUCUCUCCCCACCUCUGCCCCUUCUCUCCCCACCUCUGCCCCUUCUCUCCCCACCUCUGCCCCUUCUCUCCCCACCUCUGCCCCCUCGACCCCAUACUUUCUCCUCGUUCCCCCUACCUCUCCACCCUCUCCCUCCUGUUCCCUCCCCACGGCAGCCCCGAUUGCCUCUCCUCCCCUCACCACACCGCAACCCUCCUCCCCAGCGCAAGCCCUGCCUUGCGUGCUGUUUCCCCGUGCAGGAGUGGGAGCAGCGGAAGCAGCAGGAGUGGGAGCAGCGGAAGCAGCAGGAGUGGGAGCAGCGGAAGCAGCAGGAGUGGGAGCAGCGGAAGCAGCAGGAGUGGGAGCAGCGGAAGCAGCAGGAGUGGGAGCAGCGGAAGCAGCAGGAGUGGGAGCAGCGGAAGCAGCAGGAGUGGGAGCAGCGGAAGCAGCAGGAGUGGGAGCAGCGGAAGCAGCAGGAGUGGGAGCAGCGGAAGCAGCAGGAGUGGGAGCAGCGGAAGCAGCAGGAGUGGGAGCAGCGGAAGCAGCAGGAGUGGGAGCAGCGGAAGCAGCAGGAGUGGGAGCAGCGGAAGCAGCAGGAGUGGGAGCAGCGGAAGCAGCAGGAGUGGGAGCAGCGGAAGCAGCAGCGUCACCCAGACAGGAGUCGACGUGCAGUGAAACGGUGGAGCGAGGCACGGAGCGCCAGCACACAGGACACGCCACGAACCCGCUCCCCAUCCUGCCGCUGCUCUCGACGCCAUGGCUGCCGACGCCGCUGCCUCCCUCCCUCUUCCCCUUCCCCCCCCGCGUCGCCGCCCGCCCUGCCCUCCGCGCAGCACAUCCCCGCGCAGGUUCCGCGCCCUUGCCGCUGCUCGCGUGCAUGCUACUGUCAGACCGCGGCCGUGCCCACCGUGUGCUGCUCCAGAGCGCACCGACCCUUCGCGUCCAACCUGUUUCCCGUCCGCGCCGUCAAGCCGUCAAGCCGUCAAGCCGUGAAUCCCUGUGUCCGGUCUUAACUGCGGAAGCGCUCUCCGCUGCGCAUUACAGUCAUUCCGCCGUUCCGCGCAGUCCCCGCACCAUGGCCGACCUGGGCAACGCCGACCGCCCGGCGCAGGGCACGGCGCGCGGAGGCAGCGGCGCAGCCCCCGGGGGCGGCGAUAAGGGGCUCAUUCCGCGGUCGAAUAAGGAGUACCUCAAUAUCGAGUACUGGGACAAGCGGUUUGAAGUGGAGGAGUCGUUUGAGUGGUGCGGUGACUACUCGCAGUUCAAGCACCUGCUGCUCACACACAUCCGCCCCUGCGACCGGGUGCUGAUACUAGGCAACGGCACAUCAGACCUGCCCGAGUGCCUGUCGCGGGACGGCCGCCGCCACAUCACCGCCACCGACCUCUCUGCUCUCGUGGUGCACCGCAUGGCACAGCGCAGCACCGCUCUGGGGAGCAGCGCCAUGGGGAGCACGCACAGCGGCACCACUGCUUGCACCUCUGCUGUUCCCCUUGGUGCCCCUGCUGCACCCGCUGCACCGCCUGCGGCGGUAACGGAUACAGCCCCUGAUGCUACUCAUGCAGCCGCACGUGAUUGCACUGGUACGAGCUCUGAGGCAGCAGCGCACACAGCGAUUGGGGAGGCACCUGGAGGGACACAGCCCACACAGCACCAACACCAGGUGCAGCAGCAGCAGUCUUCCUCACCCCCAGCCACCCCUGCGGGCAGCAGUGAUGUGGGUGCGGUAGCAGGGGGCAGAGAGGGGCAGGUGCAGCAUGCAUGCGCCUGCAACGCUGCUCUCACACUCACUGGCAAUGGCAACACCGCUGCUCACAGCAGCAAUGGGGGUGAGGCAUGCAACAGCAGUGGCGGCGGCAGCAGCGAUGGCGGCGGUGGCAUGGUGUGCAGGUGUGGGCGGGCGGCGGGCAUCACGUGGGCGGUGGCAGAUAUGAUGGCGCUGCCCUUCCCUGAUGCAUGCUUUGAUGUCGUGCUCGAGAAGGGCGUGCUGGACGUGCUAUUAGUGGACAGCGACUCCCCCUGGCACGUGGCGCCGCCCAUCGUGCAGCGAGUGCACACAGCGCUCUCACAAGCCCACCGCAUGCUCACCUCGCACGGCCGCCUGCUCUCCAUCACCUUCGGCCAGCCUCACUUCCGUCGCCCCCUCUACGAGGCCCCUCACCUCACAUGGACGCUGCAGCACACGGCCUUUGGGGACUCCUUCCACUACUUCCUCCUCCACCUCGCCAAGUGCCCCCCACCCACGCUCACGAGUCACCACCCAUUUGCUGUCACCCUGUACUGCUCAUCCCUCUCCCUUCGUGCUACUCAGGGAACUCGUACUCCCACAGUCACAGACAACACUCCUGCUGCCGAUGGUGAUUCUGAAUCAGCGGGUCUCGUUAUAACGCUACCGCAGUCCUCAGAUGCCCAGCCACCGUUGGAUCUAGAGCAUGAGUUCAUGGAUUCAGAUGAUUUCUUCUCCCACUGCUCCCUCGGGCUGGAUUAA